GUGAAGGAUAAUUUGCAAUGAAAAAAUUGUGUAUUUUGUCACUCGGUCUGUCUUUCUUCUAAGCGCCUUCCACUCAAAUUGAUCACGCCUCCCCUCUUUUUGAAUAUCUCUCUGCCCAACCAGGAACCCCUCCACCCCAUAUCUGAAUUUCAAUCUGUCUGUCUCCCCUGCUCAUGUGCUCAGUUCUUGCUUGAUUGAUUGAGCAGGGGAGUCCUGUCGUGUGAAAUGAUCACUAAACUGGACAGAUACCAGAAGACUCUUCAUAAGCAGGCUAAUCAUAAAUGUAAGCUGAUGCAACUGGAACAAACUCAGUUGUGCUUCUGACGCAAAAGAAAUUUAUUUAUCACUACAAGAACAUGCGCUGGGCAAGAGGGAGACACGAGACCUAUCUAUGUUUUGUAGUGAAGAGGAGGGAUGGUCCAGACACACUCUCUUUUGAUUUUGGACAUCUACGCAAUCGCUCUGGAUGUCACGUGGAGCUUCUCUUCCUUCGACACUUGGGGGCACUGUGUCCAGGCCUCUGGGGCUCAGGUCCAGGAGGAGCAAAGCUCUCUUACUCUGUUACCUGGUUCUGUUCCUGGUCCCCCUGCUAUAAUUGCUCCUGCCGCUUAGCACACUUCCUGACGCAAACCCCCAAUCUCAAGCUGCGCAUCUUCUGCUCACGUCUGUACUUCUGCGACAAUGAAGACAGUGACGAGAGAGAAGGAUUGAGGACCCUAAAGAGAGCCGGGGUGCAGCUGUCCAUUAUGAGCUACAAAGACUAUUUCUACUGCUGGCAGACAUUUGUAGCUCGCAAAGAACGUGGAUUCAAAGCUUGGGAUGGACUGCAUCAAAACUCUGUUCGACUGGCAAGAAAACUGUACCGCAUCCUACAGCCUUGCGAAACCGAAGACUUGAGAGACGCGUUUGCACUCCUUGGACUUUGAAAAAGAACUCUUGCUCCAUUUUCGGUGCUCUCAAAAUGUGGAAAUGGUGCUCAGAGAAACCUACUCGAAUCCAAAACUUGAACUUAGACCGAAUACUGGAAAGCAUUAAUGCAGUGUCGUUAAACUCUAUUUUUACUGCCUGCCAUUUAAAGCAAGAGACUGCAAAGACAGUGAUUCCAUAUAUUUGUCAAUGACUGAUAACUGAAACCUUUUCUUUCCUCGAUGAUAUCUGCCACACGUCGUACAAUGAAAUAUCUUAACGAAAUGUCUAGUUACUAUCUGUUAAACAUUGUUAUCGUGACUGGUAAACAAUCACUAAAGAAAUUUUGAGGCUACAGCUUUUCUACAAAUGCAUGACAGUGCUAUCCUAAAAGCUGGCAAGAGAGUCUUGCAGGUGCUGAUGUAGCUCAUGCGAAGUGUACCAUAAACCAGAAAAUAAACACGCAAUUUUA
Molecule: messenger RNA, 1378 nt
Organism: Brienomyrus brachyistius
Lineage: Eukaryota; Metazoa; Chordata; Actinopteri; Osteoglossiformes; Mormyridae
Gene: aicda
Product: activation-induced cytidine deaminase
Exons: 6
Coding region: 357-926 (189 amino acids)
Biological process (GO): cytidine to uridine editing
Cellular component (GO): cytoplasm; nucleus
Molecular function (GO): RNA binding; zinc ion binding; cytidine deaminase activity
Source: RefSeq, a predicted model, not a curated record